This is a messenger RNA of Fonsecaea multimorphosa CBS 102226, 1476 nucleotides long. RefSeq lists its product as uncharacterized. Gene Ontology annotation, biological process: secondary metabolite biosynthetic process. Lineage: Eukaryota; Fungi; Ascomycota; Eurotiomycetes; Chaetothyriales; Herpotrichiellaceae. The coding region runs from base 1 to 1476 and encodes 491 amino acids. The record is from RefSeq and is a predicted model, not a curated record. The transcript has 3 exons. Gene Ontology annotation, molecular function: monooxygenase activity; FAD binding.
AUGGGCUUCUCAUCCGUCCCUAUGCGAAUGCAGAUUGAGCGAGAAGCUGGCACCAGGCUGAAGAUCAUCGUGGUGGGUGCCGGGCUCGGCGGGCUCGCGACCGCAAUAUCAUGCCGGCUUGCUGGCCAUGAAGUCACCGUCCUCGAAUCGGCCGCCGCAAUGGGCGAGAUCGGGGCAGGCCUCCAGACGUUGGCCAACUCGUCCCGAGUACUCAUCUCUUGGGGAAUGGGCGAACAACUCAGCCGGUGUGCGACGACGCCUCGGCUCUGCAACAUGAUCGGAUGGCGAGGUGAAACCAUUUCGACGUGGGAUAUCCACAAGUCUACGCGCGAGGAAUGGGGCAGUCCGUACUGGGAUCUGCAUCGCGUCAGUCUGCAUCAGUGUCUCUGGGAUCGAGCGGUGGAAUUGGGUGCCGAAGUGCGGGCCAAUUCACGAGUGACCGACGUCAGGGUCGCAGCGGACGGAAGUUAUGCGACUGUGGUUGUACAGCAAGGAGAGCGAGGAAUUCGCGCCUCUGUGGACGCAGAUCUUGUCGUCGGUGCAGAUGGCGUCAGAAGCCACUGUCGUGAUCUUCUGGUUGGAAGAGACGACCCCCCGGCCAAGUCGGGCGACAUGGCGUACAGAGUUCUCCUCAACACCGACGACAUGCUCAAGGAUCCCGAAUUGAGAGAUUUCGUGCUGGAUCCGCAAGUCAACUACUGGAUCGGGCCUGAAUGCCAUGUCGUGUCGUAUGUCCUGAGAGGAGGCAAACAAUUCAAUAUGGUCCUCCUGGUCCCCGAUGAUUUACCAGAGAACCUCGUGACGCAGGAGGGGAACGUCGAAGUCAUGCAAUCUUUAUUCAAAGAUUGGGAUCCUAGAGUUCGCAAGAUCCUGUCGACCUGUUCGCAAGUCAAGAAAUGGCGUCUCUGUACCCGAACACCCACCCCGAGCUCCCCGUCCUGGUACCAUCCUAGCGGAACUUUCGUCCUGCUCGGUGAUGCCGUCCACGCGACACUCCCUUACCUUGCGAGCGGGGCCGGCAUGGCCAUCGAAGACGCCUCUGUGCUGGGCCUCUGCCUCGCACGGAUAUCCUCUGCCUCCACACCCCAAGAGAAGCUGCAUGCCCUGAGAGUGUACGAGAUGUGCCGAAAACCGCGCACCCAACGCGUCGUCGAGAAGGCGUAUGAGAGCCAGUAUCUAUAUCAUCUUCCCGAAGGUCCGGAGCAGAGGGAGCGGGACCGAAAGAUGAAGGCCUUUGAGGACGCGUACCGUACCCAAGGGAAUGGAGCAGUUCCCCAGGGGUUAAAGCGGGGGGACGAUCCGUUCGCUUGGAGGAGCGGUGGGGUCGGAAAGUGGCUGUUUGAGUAUGACUGCGAAUUGGAUGUAGAGAGGUGUUGGCCUUUGCUGCAGGCUGAGGAAGAGGCUGCUGCAAGGAUGGCUGCUCGCACAGGCUCAAACAAGCUCGGCUUGGGGUUGGUGGCGACUGCGAGACUGUAA